Molecule: messenger RNA, 1086 nt
Organism: Moesziomyces antarcticus
Lineage: Eukaryota; Fungi; Basidiomycota; Ustilaginomycetes; Ustilaginales; Ustilaginaceae
Product: pyridoxine protein
Exons: 1
Coding region: 1-1086 (361 amino acids)
Biological process (GO): pyridoxal 5'-phosphate biosynthetic process; pyridoxine metabolic process
Cellular component (GO): glutaminase complex; cytosol
Molecular function (GO): glutaminase activity
Source: RefSeq, a predicted model, not a curated record
AUGGCUGGAAUCGGUGUUGCCACGGGCGCCGCGCUCACCGCCAACGGCAGCUCUUCCUCCUUGAUCGGCUCGCCCUCCGCAUCCUCUUCGAGCCGCACGAUCACCGUGGGUGUGCUGGCGAUCCAGGGAGCAUUUCGCGAGCACGCAUCGCACAUCAACCGUCUCAACACGCUGUAUCCGCUCGAGACGAUCCGAAGCACGCUCGUGCGCACGCCCGAGCAGCUGGGCGAGUGCGAUGCGCUCAUCAUCCCUGGCGGCGAGUCCACGGCGAUCUCGCUCGGCUGCGAGCGCAUCGGUCUGCUCGAGCCGCUGCGUCAAUGGGUGCGCGCAGGUAGGCCCGUAUGGGGUACGUGUGCGGGCAUGAUCAUGCUCGCGCGCGAGGCGAGCGGCGGCAAGAAGGGUGGGCAGCAGCUCAUCGGCGGCGUGGACGUGCGUGUGGGAAGGAACGGAUUCGGAACGCAGGUCGACUCGUUCGAGACAGGACUCGAGAUCCACGGGCUCGAUAAGCAGAGCGAACCGUUCAAUGGCGUCUUUAUCCGUGCGCCCGUCGUGGAUGCGUUGCUGCUUCCGACCGACCUCGAAAAGGUGCCUGUCGACCAGCCCACCCUCGUCAAGCGCAUCGAUCCGGCCACGUUGCCAGAAGGCGUACCUGCACCGCUGACCACCUCGGACGCAGUACCGCUUACGCCGGGGGAGGAGCUUCCAUCCACCGCAUCGGAGCCGCCCGUGCCCAAGCUCGGUAACGCCGACCAGGCACUGCGCAUCGUCGUUGCGCCACCGCUCUACGAUACGGCCGACCCUGUGCAGUCGGCACAAAAGCGUCCGCCCAUCGAGAUCCUCGCCACGCUGCCGCAGCCCGUCACGCCGCCCAAGUCGCCCGCCAACCAGCCGGUCGCAUCGAGCGCGAGCCAGCGCGACCCGCGCCUCGAUCUGCCCCGUAGACCCGACCACGACUCCCAGAUCGUCGCCUUGCGGCAAGGCAAUAUCCUCAUGACCAGCUUCCAUCCCGAACUCACCCCCGACACGCGCCUCCACAACCUCUUUGUCGCCAAGAUCGUCGUCCCCUACAAGCGCGCCCAGUCGUAG